Messenger RNA from Tetranychus urticae (two-spotted spider mite), 1631 nucleotides. It is a transcript of the gene eRF1, whose product is annotated as eukaryotic release factor 1. The record is from RefSeq and is a predicted model, not a curated record. Gene Ontology annotation, biological process: translational termination. Gene Ontology annotation, molecular function: translation release factor activity. NCBI's taxonomy places the organism in Eukaryota, Metazoa, Arthropoda, Arachnida, Trombidiformes, Tetranychidae.
AAAAGUCAGUAAAGAAGAGUGGAUGUAAAAAAUUCACUUCUGUUCGGUUUUUCUGGUAGAAGAUUAGUUGAUUAUUUAUCUCUCUUUUCUCUGUGUGUGUGCUCGACACCUUACUAAUUAAUCUUCUAUUAAAAAAAUGGCCAGUAACUCAGGCUUGGACGAAACCAGUGCUGACCGUAAUGUAGAGAUUUGGAAGAUCAAAAAGUUGAUUAAGAGUUUGGAAGCUGCAAGAGGGAAUGGAACCAGCAUGAUUUCUCUCAUUAUACCUCCAAAGGAUCAAAUAUCUCGAGUUAGUAAAAUGCUUGCUGAUGAAUUCGGUACAGCAUCUAAUAUUAAAAGUCGUGUUAAUCGUCUAUCCGUCUUGGGUGCCAUCACUUCAGUCCAACAUCGUCUUAAACUAUACACUAGAGUACCUCCUAAUGGUUUAGUUAUAUAUUGCGGGACGAUUGUUACCGAUGAAGGGAAGGAGAAAAAAGUUAACAUUGACUUUGAACCAUUUAAACCUAUUAACACAUCAUUGUAUCUCUGUGAUAAUAAAUUCCAUACUGAGGCCUUAUCGGCGCUUCUUGCAGAUGACAAUAAAUUUGGUUUUAUUGUAAUGGAUGGUAAUGGAGCUCUUUUUGGUACACUACAAGGAAAUACAAGAGACGUUCUUCAUAAAUUUACAGUAGACUUACCGAAAAAGCACGGUCGUGGUGGUCAAUCCGCUCUUCGUUUUGCUCGUUUACGUAUGGAAAAGCGUCACAACUAUGUUAGAAAAGUGGCUGAAGUUGCUACUCAACUUUACAUUAGUAAUGACAAGGUCAAUAUAGCUGGUUUAAUUCUCGCUGGUUCGGCAGAUUUUAAGACUGAAUUGAGUCAAUCAGACAUGUUUGAUCCUCGAUUGCAAACAAAAGUAUUAAAAUUAGUCGAUGUUUCUUAUGGUGGAGAAAAUGGGUUCAAUCAAGCAAUAGAAUUAUCUGCAGAAGUUUUAUCGAAUGUCAAAUUCAUACAGGAAAAGAAACUUAUUGGACGAUACUUCGAUGAAAUUUCUCAAGAGACUGGAAAGUAUUGUUUUGGUGUUGAAGAUACAUUAAAAGGAAUGGAAAUGGGAGCUGUUGAAAUCCUUAUCGCUUGGGAGAAUUUAGAGAUCAUGCGAUAUAAUCUUAAGAACAAUACAACAGGAGAAGAAAAGAUUUUACAUCUAACCCCUACUCAAGAGAAAGAUAAAUCAUAUUUUGUGGAUAAAGACACAGGAGUCGAAUUAGAAUUAGUAGAAUCUAUGCCCUUGUUGGAAUGGUUGGCCAACAAUUAUAAACAAUUUGGAGCAACUUUAGAAAUAAUUACUGACAGGUCUCAAGAAGGAUCCCAAUUUGUUAAAGGAUUUGGAGGAAUCGGAGGAAUUCUUCGCUACAGAGUGGACUUCCUUAGUUUAGAAAUAAACGAAGGCGAUGUAGAAGAUUUCGACUUGGAUGAUCUGUAAUUUAAUAUAUGAAAAAUCGAGGAGACCAGUUAAACAAAAACAAAAAUGAAACAAACAAAUUGUCACUUUUCUUUAUCCAUAACAAACUCAAAGCGAAACAAAAAAUUCAGGAGUUGAAAUAAAACGGCAGUCAGAGACUUUUCUCUGUUACCAUAAUUUAAUUUAAAAA